AUGAAUGGCGUCAUAUUACAACCUAAGAUGCGAAAAGAUAAGCGACAUUUUGCCGCGGUGAUACCGGCGAGAGGUGGCAGCAAGGGUAUCAGACUGAAAAAUAUCAAACUACUUUGCGGCCAACCACUGCUUUCAUGGGUGCUUCGAGCAAUCAUCGACUCCAAUGAAUUUGAUAGUAUUUGGGUGAGUACUGAAAAUGCUGACAUAGCCCGAGUAGCAGCUGAAUGGGGCGCCCAGGUUCAUCACAGGAGUCCCGAAGCAGCUCAGGACAAUACUCUAGCGGUGGACACCAUGACAGAGUUUGCUGAACAUCAUCCAGAGGUAGAUAUAUUAGCAAUGAUCCAAUGUACAUCGCCUCUCCUGCAUCCUUGGAUGUUGCACGAACCAGUCAAGAUGAUUAGGGAACACAAGUAUGACUCUGUCUUUGCUGUUUCUAGAAGACAUCUUUUCAGGUGGAAAGAGAUUCAGAAACCAGGGGAACUAACAGUGCCGGAAAAUCUGAAUCCAAGUUACAGACCCAACCGCCAAGCUUGGCCUGGCGAACUAUAUGAAAAUGGUCAAUUUUAUAUGUUUACUCGAGAAUUACUGGACAAAAGACUAUUUCAAGGUGGCAAAGUCAGCUACUAUGAACUACCCGAGGCAAGUAGUGUAGACAUUGACACAGAUUUAGAUUGGUCGAUAGUAGAACAGAGAGUCACCAAGUUUGGUUACUUUGGAUUGGAGAAGAAAAAGAAUGUCAAGUUAGUGGUAUUUGACGUUGAUGGCGUUAUCACCGAUGACGAGAUCCAUAUUAGUGACAAAGGCGAAGAAUUCUGUUCCUAUCAUCGCAGUGAUCUAGAAGGUAUUAAACUCCUUAAGAAAGCCGGAAUUGAGGUGCGCCUGUUAACUGAAAAUAGCAAUGCCCCGAGUGUGCGGCUAAUAAGUGAGAAGAUUGAAUGUAUGCUUGAGAUUGGCGUCAAGAAUAAGGUUGAGUUGCUUACCAAGUGGGUCGAGGAGUUGAACUUAGAUUGGCAACAGGUAACAUAUAUGGGCAAUGAUGAGACAGAUAUUCCAGCAAUGAGAAAGUCAGGUCUUGGAGCUGCCCCUGCCGAUGCACAGACUGAAACCCGAUAUGCUGCGCGUUUCAUUGCAACCAAUCGUGGUGGACGUGGCGCAGUUAGACAGUUUUGUGACUAUAUUCUACGUCUGAGUGAGAAAUGAUUCACUGUGUACGGCAAAAUGUAGUCCAUUUAUAGUCACAGAGCCUUGAAAGGUGUACACAGUCAGCUUCUGCAGGUGAACAUAAUAAUAGAAAAUCAACAAAAAUAUUAUUCAAAAUUG
Saccoglossus kowalevskii is the source of this 1320-nucleotide messenger RNA. RefSeq names its product N-acylneuraminate cytidylyltransferase-like. NCBI's taxonomy places the organism in Eukaryota, Metazoa, Hemichordata, Enteropneusta, Harrimaniidae. Gene Ontology annotation, molecular function: hydrolase activity, acting on ester bonds; N-acylneuraminate cytidylyltransferase activity. The record is from RefSeq and is a predicted model, not a curated record.